CCUCCCUUCCUGGGUCACAUGCUAGUCGAGCCAGAUCAGCUGACAUCACCCAGCUUCUCUUUUUGAUUCUCUUCUUCCUCCAUCGACUGAUAGCGCUUCGUAAAACUGCAUUAUAUCGCUACCUGGGCUGUACUGGCAUCAGAUUUGAAAUUUGGGCCAAGUAGAUCUCGCUGAUCCAGCAGGUUAACCCGGUGGGUAGAUGCUACUAGAGUGGAUGAUGAACGGACACGCCAUUCUUUACACGGGGGUCACUUUGGCCUUCUGGAGCACCAUACUAAUCGUUGGGAUCUGCUACACUAUAUUUGACCUGGGAUUCCGCUUUGAUGUGGCAUGGUUCCUGACAGAGACUUCUCCUUUCAUGUGGGCCAAUCUGGGCAUUGGUUUGGCCAUCUCGUUGUCUGUGGUGGGAGCUGCCUGGGGGAUCUACGUCACUGGCUCUAGCAUUAUUGGUGGUGGCGUCAAGGCUCCACGAAUCAAAACCAAAAAUUUGGUCAGCAUUAUCUUCUGUGAAGCUGUUGCAAUCUAUGGAAUCAUCAUGGCUAUUGUCAUCAGCAAUAUGGCCGAGAACUUCAGUGGAACGACUCCUGAGACUAUUGGGGCACGAAACUACCAAGCUGGUUACUCCAUGUUUGGAGCUGGUCUGACUGUGGGCUUUUCCAACCUCUUCUGUGGCAUCUGUGUCGGCAUCGUGGGCAGCGGAGCCGCUUUGGCAGAUGCCCAGAACGCCAGCCUCUUUGUGAAGAUCCUAAUUGUGGAAAUCUUUGGAAGUGCCAUCGGCCUGUUUGGUGUCAUUGUAGCUAUUCUGCAGACGUCGAAAGUAAAGAUGGGUGACUAGAAUGUGCAUUCAAACGCUGAGAAGACAGACGCACUGCUGGAACAAAACAAAAAAGAUCGAUUAUUGUGUAAAUACAUCGUAAAUUAUUUAAAUGUCUCUAUUUGCCUGGUAUUUUUUUAACUAACAUCCAUACAAGAGUUGGUACAUCCAUGCCCUGCUCUUAAUUCUUAAGGGAAGAAGGAAAGUUGAAGAAAACAGCAUAUUUUGCAUUUCAUACCUUUUUUUUUUU
Messenger RNA from Haplochromis burtoni (Burton's mouthbrooder), 1064 nucleotides. RefSeq names its product ATPase H+ transporting V0 subunit b (gene atp6v0b). The transcript is spliced from 8 exons. The record is from RefSeq and is a predicted model, not a curated record. The coding region runs from base 200 to 835 and encodes 211 amino acids. NCBI's taxonomy places the organism in Eukaryota, Metazoa, Chordata, Actinopteri, Cichliformes, Cichlidae. Gene Ontology annotation, cellular component: proton-transporting V-type ATPase, V0 domain. Gene Ontology annotation, biological process: proton transmembrane transport. Gene Ontology annotation, molecular function: proton-transporting ATPase activity, rotational mechanism.